AUUUUAUCAAGUGACAUUUUAUACGAGUGUAAUUGAAUAUACGAUAACGAUUGAAAAAACACUAAUCUGUGACCUAUAUCGCCCAUCACUAUUUAAUUUUUCUCUUUGUUGUUGUGUUGUUGUCGUCUAUUCCAAAUUUGGUUUGUUUUUAUCAGUCGUCAAUCGCCUUUGUAGCGUUGAUCUGUCAUAUUUGUCUGUGUUUUGCUAAUUUAAUUUUCGCGCAAUGGCUGAAGCUCCCGAGAGCGAGCCUGUGCCCUCGUCCAGCGAGCCCGCUGUCGAAUGCGACGCAAAAGAGGACGAAGGGCCAUUGUUGAAGAAGCGUAAGCUCGCUGACAAAGAAACGACUGAAAAGCUCGAGCACAGGCUCGGGGGCAUCCUGUGCUGCACAGUGUGCCUCGACCUGCCUCCAGCGGCCGUGUUUCAGUGUAGCAAUGGCCACCUUAUGUGCGCCCCGUGCUUCAAUCACUUGCUGGCGGACGCGCGCCUGCGCGACGAGUCGGCCACGUGCCCCAACUGCCGCGUGGACAUCUCCAAGACGCUGGCGUCGCGCAACCUCGCCGUCGAGAAGACGGUCUCGGAGCUGCCGUCCGAGUGCAAGUACUGCACGCAGAUGUUCCCGCGCCACUCGCUGCAGCAUCACGAGGACAAAACUUGCGAGGAUAGGCUGACGGGUUGCCGCUACGAGUGCAUCGGCUGCCCGUGGCGCGGCGCGGCGCACGAGGCGGGCGCGCACGAGGCGGCGUGCGCGCACCCGCGCAAGCCCGCCGCCGACGUGGCCGACGUGCUGGCCGAGCGCGAGCGCCGCGCCAAGGACCACGCCGCCGUCUACACGCAGCUGCUCGACCUGCUCUCGUACGAGAAGAUCACCUUCAAUGAGUUCAGCGAGAGCCCGUCGCCGCGCGGCUGGCCGAGAACCGCGGCGGCCAUGGUGCAGGAAAAGAUCUGUCAACAGAUCUCGGGGCUUGACGGCAACUGUGGUGUGUUCAUUGACCUGCAGCUAAAGCCGUACCGCACCGAGGAGUACGUGCACAAGCUGUACUACGAGACGUCUCGCUUCACGGCCUUCGGCCACCAGUGGGUGGUCAAGGCCUUCGUCAACAAGAACCAGCGAGACCCCACGCAGAGCUCCGAGCGAGAGAUCACUUACCAGAUAAUCCUGAAGAGCAAGCCGAGCAGCCCGCUGCCGCUGCAGUGGCUGUGGCUGCGCGGCCCGUACGGCGAGGCGGCCUGCACGCCGCGCGCGCUGGCGCACGCCUUCAGCGACGACGCGCCCGACGCGCCGCCGCUGCCGCUGCCGCUCGCCGACCCCGCCGACGCCAACCGCCUGCUGCUCAACAAGGCCAUACAGUUCCGCCUCAUAAUGUUCCUGGCGACGAAGUGAGGCGGCCCGCGCGCGCCGCUCCCCCGCGCCCUCCCCUCCCCCUCCCUGUCCGCAGGGAACCCCGAAAUCAUGAUUUGAAAUUAGAAUGU
Messenger RNA from Ostrinia furnacalis (Asian corn borer), 1470 nucleotides. Its product is annotated as cysteine and histidine-rich protein 1 homolog. Gene Ontology annotation, cellular component: nucleus. The coding region runs from base 224 to 1381 and encodes 385 amino acids. The transcript is spliced from 7 exons. The record is from RefSeq and is a predicted model, not a curated record. NCBI's taxonomy places the organism in Eukaryota, Metazoa, Arthropoda, Insecta, Lepidoptera, Crambidae.